GUGCCCAUGCCACUGUGUCCUGAGUGGCCGCCACCAAAAGGGGAAGAGGACGCGAGCCCUCGCGAAAGCAGAAGGACCCUGUCAGAAUUGGAGCGCACGCGACCCCCUUUCCAGUUCCCGCCCCGCGCCUCGCUGAGAGAUCUGCGGUGGACACCGAUCCGCCCGUCGUUGGCGCCGGAAGCUGCGGGGAGAACGAGCGGAGAUGGAGGACACAGCAACGGCGGCGCCGGCGCCGGCGGAGAAGGCGUCGUCGUACAGGUACUGGGUGCGGGAGGCCACCGGCGACGCCGCGCCGCUCCCGGUCCCGCGCAAGCUCGACCCGGCCGCGGCCGCCGCCAACGGCAACGGGAACGGCAACCCGCCGCCGCUCGGCUCCGUCUGGAACCAGGCUGGAACCUGGGAGGAGAAAAACCUCAACUCAUGGGCCAAUAGUAGGAUUAAGGAUUUGUUGGGUUCUCUAGGUUCAUUGGAAUUCCCAACAGGGAAGGCAUCCAUUGAUGAAGUGUCCAAAUGCUCAGGAGACGCAUUUCAGGUCACAGUUCGCAACAAGAAGAGAGUAGGGUAUAAUUAUGAGCUGAGCUUGAGAUUUAGAGGUGAAUGGUUAGUUAAAGAAGAAAACAAGAAAGUAAAAGGCCAUUUAGACAUUCCUGAGUUUUCAUUUGGUGAGCUUGAGGACUUGGAGUUACAAGUAAGGUUCAGUGACGACAAGGAACUCACAUCCAACGAUAAAACACUGAUUUGUAAGGAUCUGAAGUCAUUUCUGGCUCCAAUUCAGGAGAAAAUGCGCAUGUUUGAAGAAGAGCUUAAAGGUAGAUAGCGAAGGUUAACAGGAGUCAGCAGUGCUAGGUAACUGACUGGCGCUGCUGUGCUAGAUGAGUAAGCAUGUCAAAGCUGAGGUCGUCUUGUGGUUUCGCCAUCUUCUGCAGUCGUACUUGGACGACUGAGACUGUAUGUGUACUGAUUUGAUGCCCCUGUUGAGAUGAACAAGAACUGUCUAAAACUCUGAACCCGUCUCUUGAUCUUCCCUCUUCACGAACGAUAUUUGAUAGCAAAGAAAAAUUACCAUAUUUCUGUA
Messenger RNA from Panicum virgatum (switchgrass), 1075 nucleotides. RefSeq lists its product as uncharacterized. Gene Ontology annotation, biological process: protein folding; positive regulation of ATP-dependent activity. Gene Ontology annotation, cellular component: cytosol. The record is from RefSeq and is a predicted model, not a curated record. Bases 203 to 817 code for a protein of 204 amino acids. Gene Ontology annotation, molecular function: protein-folding chaperone binding; ATPase activator activity. The transcript has 6 exons. NCBI's taxonomy places the organism in Eukaryota, Viridiplantae, Streptophyta, Magnoliopsida, Poales, Poaceae.